AUGAGCGCCCCGACAAUCGGCGAGCCGGGAAAUACGGUCGAAGGAAUCUCCACACCCCGAAAGUUCACUCUUCCGGCCGAGCACGAACUCCGCUUCGAAAUCCCCUUCGACAACGCCUCGGACAUCAACCUCACCCUAGAGCACGGCUCCGCAGAGGUCUUCGGAAUCGAGCUUGCCCUUAACAGACCUUACACUCUACCCCCAGGUCUCAAUGCCGCAGCAUUCACAUGGCUUGGUGCAACCCUCUCCUUAGCUGCCCCGUCCAACGUCAUGGCCUACACUGCUGGCGAUACACCGAUGCCGCAUUAUAUAUCCGCGCACUCCAUCCUCCAAUCGAGACGAAAUCUCGCUAUGUCGGCCGGUAUUCCAGGCCCGAGGGUCAUGGUUGUCGGCCCGAGGGAUUGCGGAAAGACCACCUUGGUCAAGCUUCUGGCCACGUAUUGUGUCAAGGUUAAUACGAGCGUCAUCGUCGUCGAUCUCGACCCUUCAGGCUGCGGCGCUGCAGGCGUCGUUCCUGGCGCCGUCUCGCUAUCUGUUGUCAAGCAUUUGGACCUUGAGUCUGGCGGCCUUGUCCAUGAUAAGCGCACCUCCGUCAUGGUCGGGCACGUUUCCCCGCGACAGAACUCCCUUGUCAGUGGCAAAAUUUUUGAUACCAUGGGGCAAAUCCUUGAUCGAUUUCUGUCUAAACGGGAUAUGAGCCCAUCCGCCGGAUGCAUUAUUGAUACUUCGGGCGAUAUUGAUGGCCCGGAUGGACCGUCCUGUGUUAUCUCUGCUGUUAAGGCCGUCAAAGCAGACGUCGUGUUUGUUCUCGGCGCCGAGAGACUCUAUGCUUCCGUCAACACCGAGUUUGAGGACUCAACAAUUGAGACUGUCUUGUUGUCGAAGAGCGGUGGUGUUGUGUCUCAUGACGACUCCUCGCGCAUGGCGAUGCGCUCCCGUCAGAUUAAGCACUAUUUUUAUGGUGCCGACAACCGGCUAAGUCCCUUCUCUACCGUUCUCAAUUUUUCCGAGAUUACUGUCCUAAAGGUUGGCGGCGUGGUGGCUGUCGUGCCGGACAGCGUCUUACCUAUUGGUGCACAGUCCAGCCUCGAUCCAUUGAAGCCUUCUCGAAUUACAACGUUGAGCGAAACUUUGCACAAGGUUUUGGGUGUUAGUCAGGCCUCGAAGGAAGAGCAAGUCCUUACUUCGCCUGUCUAUGGGUAUGUACAUGUCGUAAAGAUUGACUCGGACAGAAACACACUUACUGUCCUUGCCCCAUCACCAGGCCGCAUUCCCUCCAACUUUCUACUUUCUGGAGAUACCAAGUGGAUAGAAUGA
Chondrus crispus (carragheen) is the source of this 1317-nucleotide messenger RNA. Its product is annotated as pre-mRNA cleavage complex II protein Clp1, putative. Gene Ontology annotation, molecular function: polynucleotide 5'-hydroxyl-kinase activity. Lineage: Eukaryota; Rhodophyta; Florideophyceae; Gigartinales; Gigartinaceae. Gene Ontology annotation, biological process: tRNA splicing, via endonucleolytic cleavage and ligation. The transcript has a single exon. The record is from RefSeq and is a predicted model, not a curated record. The coding region runs from base 1 to 1317 and encodes 438 amino acids. Gene Ontology annotation, cellular component: nucleus.